AUGAAGCUCGCCGCCCUUACUGUCGUUUUCGGUGUUGCAAAAGCAACUUACCCUGCUUCGGCGUACAACGCCGCUCCAAGUGGCCAUCCGUGGAUAGCCCCUGGGAAGAAUGACUUUCGUGGCCCUUGUCCCAUGUUAAAUACUCUAGCGAACCACGGCUUCCUACCUCAUGAUGGUAGAAAUAUCACCCAAGAAACGACCAUUAACGCCCUGUCCUCAGCCCUCAACUUCAAUACCUCUCUUGCUACGGUCAUGUUUCAAAUGGCAACGAUUGCAAACCCAGAGCCCAACGCCACAUUCUUCACUCUUGACCAGCUAAAUGUACACAACGUGUUGGAGCACGACGCGAGUCUGACCCGUACUGAUGCCUACUUCGGAAAUAAUCACAUCUUCAACGAGACUAUUUUCGAAGAGACACAAAAAUACUGGACCGGCCCGGUCCUCGAUGCCAACAUGUUAGCCAACAGCAAAAUAGCCCGCCAGGUGACUUCCAAGGCAUUCAACCCCAACUACACAUUCACCGCAACAAUGAACGAUUUCAGUCUCGGAGAAGUCAUUGCUCCAUUUGUCGCCUUCGGUGAUUUGCAGGCUGCGAAGGUGAACAGGACUCUGGUGGAAUAUUGGCUUAGAAAUGAACGCUUCCCCACGGAAUUAGGAUGGAGCAAGCAAACCCAAUCUAUAACUCUAGAGGUCAUAUCGAACUUGGUAUCAAUCCUCGACAAUGCUACUAGCCUCAUCACGACAGCUACGCCAAUAGUCUCGCGACGUAGGGAUCUCCACAUGGGAUUUGGUUUUUAGAUG
Annulohypoxylon maeteangense is the source of this 801-nucleotide messenger RNA. Its product is annotated as Cloroperoxidase. Gene Ontology annotation, molecular function: peroxidase activity. The transcript is spliced from 5 exons. Bases 1 to 798 code for a protein of 265 amino acids. The record is from RefSeq and is a predicted model, not a curated record. NCBI's taxonomy places the organism in Eukaryota, Fungi, Ascomycota, Sordariomycetes, Xylariales, Hypoxylaceae.